CGGGGCCUGCGCCGAGGGGGCGGGGCGGGGCGGCGCUCUAGGCCGAGCGGGAGGUCGGGGCUGCGGGCGCUCGCUGGUGGCGGAUCUGGAGGCGUCUGCGGUGGCGGGGCUCCGCGGCCGGGGUCGAAUGUGAUCAGGAGCCAUGAGCGUGGACAAGGCCGAGCUAUGCGGGUCUCUGCUCACCUGGUUGCAGACGUUCCACGUCCUGCCCCCCUGUACCAGCCCCCAGGACCUGAGCAGUGGCCUCGCCAUAGCCUCUGUGCUGAACCAGAUAGACCCUUCAUGGUUCAACGAAGCCUGGCUCCAGGGCAUCUCAGACGACCCAGGUCCCAACUGGAGGCUGAAGGUCAGCAAUCUGAAGACAAUCUUACAGAGCUUGGUGGAGUACUCCCAGGAUGUCCUGGGGCAUCCCAUUUCGGAGCAACACCUCCCAGACGUGAGCCUCAUUGGCGAGUUCUCAGACCCAGAGGAGCUUGGCAAGCUGCUUCAGCUGGUGCUGGGCUGUGCCAUCAGUUGCGAGAAGAAGCAGGAGCACAUCCAGAGAAUCAUGACCCUGGAGGAGUCAGUUCAGCAAGUGGUGAUGGAAGCCAUCCAGGAGCUCAUGACCAAAGACACCCCUGACUCCCUGUCAUCGGAGACCUAUGGGAACUUUGAUAGCCAGUCCCGAAGGUACUACUUCCUGAGUGAGGAGGCUGAUGAGGGGGAUGAGCUGCGGCAGCGCUGUCUGGACCUGGAGCGGCAGCUAGUGCUCCUGUCAGAGGAGAAGCAGAACCUGGCGCAGGAGAACGCGGUGCUGCGCGAGCGGGUGGGCCGGCCCGAGGGUGAAGGCGCCACCGGCCUCACUGCCAAGAAGCUGCUGCUGCUGCAAUCCCAGCUGGAGCAGUUGCAAGAGGAGAACUUCAGGCUGGAGAGCGGCAGGGAGGACGAGCGCCUGCGUUGUGCUGAGCUCGAGCGGGAGGUCACCGAGCUGCAACAGCGAAAUCAGGCGCUGACCAGCCUGGCUCAGGAGGCUCAGGCCCUGAAGGAUGAGAUAGAUGAGCUGCGGCAGUCCUCGGAGCGCGCGGGGCAGCUGGAGGCCACGCUGAACAGCUGCCGGCGCCGCCUGGGCGAGCUGCGGGAGCUGCGGCGGCAGGUGCGGCAGCUGGAGGAGCGCAACGCCGGCCACGCCGAGCGCACGCGGCAGCUGGAGGACGAGCUGCGCCGGGCCGGCUCGCUGCGCGCCCAGCUCGAGGCGCAGCGGCGGCAGGUUCAGGAACUGCAGGGCCAGCGGCAGGAGGAGGCCUUGAAGACCGAGAAAUGGCAAUUCGAGUGCCGCAAUCUGGAGGAAAAAUAUGAGUCGGUGACAAAGGAGAAGGAGCGGCUGUUGGCAGAGCGGGACUCCCUGCGCGAGGCCAACGAGGAGCUGCGCUGCGCCCAGCUGCAGCCGCGGGGGCUGACCCAGGCCGACCCCUCACUGGAUCCCACCUCACCAGCUGUGGAAAAUUUAGCAGCGGAGAUCCUACCUGCGGAACUCAGGGAGACGCUCCUGCGGCUUCAGCUGGAGAACAAGCGGCUGUGCCAGCGGGAGGCGGCCGACAGGGAGCGGCAGGAGGAGCUGCAGCGCCACCUGGAGGACGCCAACCGCGCGCGCCACCGGCUGGAGACGCAGCACCGGCUCAACCAGCAGCAGCUGUCGGAGCUGCGGGCCCAGGUGGAGGACCUGCAGAAGGCCCUGCAGGAGCAGGGGGCCAAGACUGAGGACCCCAUUGUAAGUACCGUGGGCCCAGGGUGGCACCCCCUACCCUCACCUGGAAGGGGGUUGGGACCUCUGGACCCCCAGUCACCCGGUGCCUCUUUUCUCCCCCAGUCCACCCUGCUGAAGAGGAAGCUGGAGGAACAUCUGCAGAAGCUGCACGAGGCGGACCUGGAGCUGCAGCGGAAGCGCGAGUAUAUCGAGGAGCUGGAGCCCCCCGUGGACGGCAGCACAGCCCAGCGCAUCGAGGAGCUGCAGCACAGCCUGCGGAAGAAGGAGGCCGACUUGCGGGCCAUGGAGGAGCGGUACCGCCGCUACGUGGACAAGGCGCGCACGGUCAUACAGACCCUGGAACCCAAGCAGCGGCCACCAGGGGGUGCGCCCCCAGAACUCUACUCCCUGAGGACACAGCUCCGGGAGCGGGACGUCCGCAUCCGGCACCUGGAGAUGGACUUUGAGAAGAGCCGAAGUCAGCGGGAACAGGAGGAAAAGCUGCUCAUCAGCGCCUGGUAUAACAUGGGCAUGGCCCUGCAGCAGCGCACUGGUGAAGAACGGUCGCCCGUGCAUGCCCAGUCCUUCCUGGCACAGCAGCGACUGGCCACCAAUGCUCGCCGUGGACCCCUGGGACGCCUAGCAUCCCUAAACAUGCGCCCCUCUGACAAACACUGAGAGACCUCGGAUGCUGCCGGCUGUACGGCCAGUCAUGGCAUACUCCACCCUGGAUUUCCCGACUCACAUGGGGCCUGGCAUCAUGCCUGGGCCAGCUGCUUGAGAGCCUCGAGGUCAUGACCUCUGCUCUUUGCUCUCCCAGAUAGGACAAAAGUUCAGGACAGGGUGGGAGGCAGAGAUGGGCCUGUUCUUUUAGCAAUGUGAUUCUUAUUUUUGAUUUUCUCCCUGGGGUCAAUGAACUGCCAGGGGAGAGAGUGAUUUUAUAUUUGAGAAGAAAAAUAAUAGAGACUUUCAAUCUGUCCUGGCUGGACUCUGGGCACUGAGGGGAGGGAGAGAAAAUGGGCCAGGGACUCAGAUGAUAGCUUUUAAGAAGGGCCUGAUUUGUAUUCUUACUAAAGUGUGAGUGACUGAUAGCACCCAGUAGGAGGUGAGAA
Molecule: messenger RNA, 2835 nt
Organism: Equus caballus (horse)
Lineage: Eukaryota; Metazoa; Chordata; Mammalia; Perissodactyla; Equidae
Source: RefSeq, a predicted model, not a curated record